This is a messenger RNA of Conger conger (European conger), 5078 nucleotides long. It is a transcript of the gene rprd2a, whose product is annotated as regulation of nuclear pre-mRNA domain containing 2a. Gene Ontology annotation, biological process: mRNA 3'-end processing. Gene Ontology annotation, cellular component: RNA polymerase II, holoenzyme. Gene Ontology annotation, molecular function: RNA polymerase II complex binding. NCBI's taxonomy places the organism in Eukaryota, Metazoa, Chordata, Actinopteri, Anguilliformes, Congridae. The record is from RefSeq and is a predicted model, not a curated record.
UUUGUUUCCCAGUGAUCUUCGGGGUGCUGGACCGGCGGCGCGUAAGAUAGGACGAGUGGCGCAGAAAGAGGCCUGGAAAAUGGCGGCUGGGACUGGAGCGGCAAGCGGCCACACUGGUCGUGGCUCUUCUGCCGCUUUACAGUCGUCUUUGGACCGUCGUUUUCAGGGAGUUUCGAACACCAUGGAGUCGAUACAAGGACUAUCUAACUGGUGCAUCGAGAACAAGAAAUAUCACACCUUGAUAGUGCGAUACUGGAUGAAGUGGAUGAAGAAAUCUGCGGCCUCUCAUAGGCUCAACCUGUUCUACGUGGCGAAUGAUGUCAUUCAGAACUGCAAGAGGAAGAACGCCAUAAUCUACCGCACCGCCUUCUCCGAGGUGCUCCCGGAGGCUGCCCGGCUGAUCAAGGACUCUAAAGUGCGGCGGUCUGUGGAGCGGAUCCUGACCAUCUGGGAGGAGAGAAGCGUCUAUCCCGAGGAGCUGAUCUCUGAGCUCAAGGCUGGGCUUGCCAGGAAGGCGCCCCCUAGUGCUCAGUCCUCCGCCCCGCCCAACCCCAAAGCUGCUCUCAAGUCCAAGAUCCUGGCUGAGUUUGCACCCCAGGCCUUCAUAGAGAAGCUGUCUCAGCACAGUCGCUCUCUGGAGGACACUGAGCUGAAGGAGAAGCAGCUGGCAGCUCUGAGAGUGGACGUGUGCAGCACUGAGGCCCUCAAGAGACUGAAGGACAAGGCGGGGGGCAAGAAGUUCUCCAAAGACUUUGAGGAGGGCAGCACCAAGCUUCAGGACUUUGUAGGCUUCCUGGAGAAGCAGCUGAAGGGGGGUCCCCCCCUGCUGGAGGCGCUGAGCAACGCGGACGUGUUCUACGAGAUGCAGUACAAGGAGGUCAAGAUCAUCGCCAAUGCCUACAAGACAUUUGCCAACCGUGUGACGCACCUGAAGCGCAAGCUGGACGCCCUGAAGAGCACGCUCCCCGGGCUGGAUGACUCCCCCGUCCCCUCCCCGUCCGAGGACGCGCCCUCCCCCACGGGCUCCGAGUCGCCCUUCCACGGCAUGGGCGCCGUGCCCGACACUCACCUGGACGGGCGGGCCAUGGACGGUGGAACGAGGUGGGCAUCGGCCCUCGGGGACGUCCCCAGCCCCCUGUCCUCCCCCGGGGCCUCCCCGCUGACCGACGUCCCGCACGGGGAGAAGGACAACCGGGACGUGGAGGACAUGGAGCUCUCCGAGGGAGAGGAGACGGGCAGCCCCGGCAUCAUAGUGGAAGAGCAGGUGGCGAAGCCGGCCCCCAUCCCUGAGCCCGACCCUGCUACCGUUCCUGCCAAACCCCUGCUGGCCCACGAGAGAAACCCUGUCAAACAGUCCCCGCCCCCUAUGACCCCUGCGUCCCCCGUGACCUCCGUUUCCCCCGAGACCUCGGCGACCACCGCGGCCCCCGUCACCCCGGCGACCCCCGCCACACCCGCACCUGUUCUGCCGGUGAACCUGGCCAACGUGGACCUGGGCAAGAUCAGCUCCAUCCUCAGCAGCCUCACCUCAGCGAUGAAGAACACGGGUGUGAGCCCCGUCUCUCGGACCUCUCCCGGGACGCCCGGCACGCCAUCGGCUCACAGCUCGGCCCUGAAGUCCCCCGCCGCGGUGCCCGGGGGGGCGGCCCCCGGCCCCAACCCGCUGGCCAGCAUCCUGUCCCGGGUGGACAUCAGCCCAGAGAGCCUCCUCAGCGUCCUCUCCAAAACGCAGAGCCCCGGCCUGCAGGGCAUGUCCCUUCUGCAGAGUGUGGCUGGAGGCUCCUCUGGCCCCGGCAGUGCUCCGCAGCCUGCGUCCACAGUGCCACCUCGUGGCCUCACCUCUGGCCCUGCCGAGGCCCUGCCCGUCCCGCUGGCCACUCCCGAGGAAAGGGCCCCGGCCCCCGCCGUCGGCCCUGACGGCCAAGCCUCUGCCGGGCUGCGGCUACACGCGGGAGCCCGAGAGGAGGCGAGGGAGCGAGCAGGAGCGCGAGUCCUCUCCCCCCGCCCCUCCUUCCCCUCCAGCCUGGAGUCCAAGCUGCACAAGUUCCUCCAGGGGAACCCCGGCUUCCGGGCCUUCAACCUGGGCCUGUCCUCCGGCGACGGGCAGGGGAGCAGCAGCAACAGCCCCUUCCUGCCCGCCGAGAACCUGGACGGCACCCCUGUGCGCGACGAGGCGCCGGGUACGCCCACCCAGGACGAGAUGGACGAACCCGGCCCCGUCGCAAACCCGGCAGCCUCCUCCCACAACGGUGGGAUCCGGGCGGGGCUGAACGCAGACCCUGCCUCUUUAGACCGGGUGAAGAAUCUGCCACUGUCUUCCACUGGCCUGGGGCCCGCUGAAUUCGGGAGGAGAGACGGCCACAGCCUGUCGCCCACCGCGUACCGCAGCGAGUCCUGGGGGGCUCCCAACUCGCCCCCGAACCGCUAUGGCGAGGGGGGCCCGAACAGGCAGGAGUUCCGACACCUGGAUGCCAUGUCCGGACCUCGAGACGUGAGCCAGGACGGGUAUGGCUCGGAUCUGGGAACCUGCCCCGCAGGAUGGAGGAUUUCUACGACGGAAGGAGUGAAGGAGCAGGAGGAGAGAGAAGAGGCGUCACAGCAGGUGAGCACUACCCCCUCCGCCCCCUCUCAGCCGGGGGACUGUCUGAAGAGCGGCGGGGAGGCCAAUCCGCUGGACGGGAGCGGAGGAGGGGAGGGGGGGGAGCAAGCCCAACGCCUUGCAGCACGACGGGCCGCACUACCAGCACAUCAAACGCUGGUGUCCCCGUCCUCCUGCGGAGAAGGAACGCCCGUCGGGAUCCUGGGGUACAACAGGCCAACGAGGCCGUCGGGAGAGCGCAUCCAGACGGUGGAGAGCAUCCGAGUGAUCGGCCGGGGGAUGCGGCCGCACGGCAGGGGCGGGGAGACCGGUCCGCGGCCCAGCCUGGGCCGGGGCGGAGGCUGGUACGGCGAAGCGUACGCGGAAGGGGCCGGAGCCCACCCCCGGAACCCCGGCCCGGGUCCUCACGGCCGGCCUGACGACGACUCCCGCCAGGCGUUCCCGUUCGAGGAGAGGGGCCGCGUGCCCUAUCCCGGUCGAGACCCCCACCCUCCCAGGCACCCUGCCCACAUCCCUCCGUCCGACUUCUUCAGCUCCCCUCCUCCGCCCAUCCCUCCACCACCUCCACCCCCCAUCCCACAGCUACCUCCCCCGCCUAAAGACUUCCCGGGUCCUCCCUCCUCAGUCAUGGUAGGGGGUGUGCUGGUGCCUGUCGACCGACCCCUAUCCCAGCCUCCGUCCCGAGGGGGCGAGAGAGAGGAGCGGUCCGGGCCAGUGAACAGCACGACCCCCCCUGCUCUCUUUAAAGAUCUGCCCCACCACGGUGCAGUUAAAGACCAUUUCCCCUCCCGCCAGGGCCCGCCUCUCCACCGGCCCGGCUCGUCCGGACCUCACCCCUCUCUGCUGGGGAGAGUCCGUGAAGGCCCGAGCCCCCCGCCCUCCUCGUUGCCCCUCCCCUCUCCCCCGCUCGAAACCUCCCACCUGCCGCCGAACCAGCACCCCCCACGCAGCCCCCCUCCCCACCUCCACGGCCACAGACAGCCUCCCUCCCCGAUCCUGCGCCCGCCCCACCCCGAUCACAGAGCCCAGCUCCGCCCACCGCACCACCAGCCUCGCCCGCACAUGCCCCCCCUCUCACAUAGGCCACCCCUCCGCGGGCACCACCCCCGCCCCCCGCACCCCGCCCACUUCGACCACGAACCGCCGUUCCGCGGAGGCAAGCGGCCCGGGCCUCAUUUUAGCGGGCCCCCGAGAGGGGGGUUCGGCGGAAGUCCCUUCUACCCCCCAAAAAGGCCAUACUUACCCCCGCGCUACUGACCCAUCAGACACGACCCCUUCAGACACGAGACGAUACGUUUGCACACACGCGUUUAAAAAGGGAGAAGUAAAUGAAUAAUUCUACCCCAGCUACAUGACUGAUACGCCCAUGCCCUCACGUAUUAAAAGUGCCACACUCACGGGCUGUGUACGUUUACACACAUGCUCCAUCUAGUUGCUACACACACUAAUUAGUGUAGUGUACUAAUCCAGGACCCGAAAUUCAGUACCCAGCAUCCCUUUCUCUGACCCGACCCAACCCGUCCCGUCCCGUCCUCGUCUGUAAAAUGAAGAAGAUGCAAAGGAGUGAUUUAAUCGACCAAAUCUGCCUCCGCCCCGACCCCCACGCCAGCAAGAGUCCGUGUCUGAGUCCAGACGGAUGGGAGCGAUAGGGCUAGGAUGAAGAGAAUUAAGCCUGACGCCAGAUUGAGACGGAGGAUGACGAGGUGGUUAUUGAAUUUGUUUUAUGUGUUCUUUUUCUUCUUUUUUCCCCCCAUCAUUCUUUUCAGAAUCAAAUUCUGUGUUUGAAUCAUUCAGGUAGAGGAAAGGAUAUAACAAAUGGAGUGUUUUUGGGGGGGAAUAAACCAACACCGGAUGCAAAAUGUUCCCUCUCUUCUGCUGAAUUAUACAUGUUUAUUUGUGUGCUCUCUGAUGGAUGGGUAGUCCUUUUUUAAAGAUGACCAGAUCCCACCAUUUCCUUUCCUAUUGGUUAAUGCCAAUCAGCUUUCCGCAUGGGAAAUUGGUAAUGGUUUGAUCACUUGUCAUCUUUGGCAAUUUCAAGUUAAGCCACAAGUCAUUGUCCCGCUCCCAUUGUCCUGGCUGAUAUUAUAUACAAUAUCUCUUUCCUUGUAUUACAUAUGAACAGUUAUUUAUGUAUGUAUAGACUGAAAGAGUACAUUUGUUACUUAUCAACAGUUUGUUUUCUUGUGGUAAGGAAAAAAAUAUAAUUGCUGUUUUUGCUAUGGUGAAUCAGUUUAAACAUUUAAACAGAACGGAAGUGACAAGGCUUGUUCAUAAACUGUACGUAAAACAUAUCAUCUUUGUUUAAAAUAAUAAUAAUAAGCAGUGGUUCAACAAUGGCUUUGAGGGUUAAAGCAGUUACCCUUGAAAUGGUAUAGUGUAGCUUAGGACAGUUUGAGUUUGAAAUACAAAUGCAGCAAGUUCAAGGAUGAAUCGACUUUUACAUGUACUGAAUUGAAUAAAAAUACACGUUUGAAAACAA